Eurytemora carolleeae is the source of this 3173-nucleotide messenger RNA. It is a transcript of the gene PIG-M, whose product is annotated as GPI mannosyltransferase 1. Gene Ontology annotation, molecular function: GPI mannosyltransferase activity; alpha-1,4-mannosyltransferase activity. Bases 5 to 1309 code for a protein of 434 amino acids. Lineage: Eukaryota; Metazoa; Arthropoda; Copepoda; Calanoida; Temoridae. Gene Ontology annotation, cellular component: glycosylphosphatidylinositol-mannosyltransferase I complex; membrane. Gene Ontology annotation, biological process: GPI anchor biosynthetic process. The transcript is spliced from 13 exons. The record is from RefSeq and is a predicted model, not a curated record.
AAAAAUGAAGAUCCUGGUAGAAUGGGUGAAAAGUAUGAGUAUAGUUACACUGCUCAGUUUGGGAACUCUUCUCAGGGUUAUAUUAAUAGGAUACAGUCAGUACCAUGAUAGCACAAGUGAAGUGAAAUAUACAGACAUUGAUUACACAGUGUUCACAGAUGCGGCAAGGCAUGUGAAUGAGGGUCGGUCACCAUUUGAAAGACACACCUACAGAUAUUCUCCUAUAAUAGCGUACCUGCUCACCCCGAACAUAUUUCUGAGCCCUGUCUUUGGGAAGCUUAUAUUUGUCGUCUUCGAUAUCCUCAGCGGGUUCCUCAUAUUCGCGGUUGUAAGACAACAGAUUGGAAUUGAUGAAGGGACAGCAAGAUUAUCGGCUGCAGCUUGGAUUUUCAAUCCCUUGGUAAUGAAUGUUUCUACCCGUGGCUCUGCUGAAUCUAUAAUUGUAGCUCUGGUACUGCUUACAGUAUUCUUCUAUAACGAGAAACUGUAUGUUCUGUGUGGAUUAUUCUACGGUCUGGCAAUUCAUAUGAAAAUUUAUCCAAUUAUUUAUUGCUUAGCUCUCUACGCUCCUCUCACAGACAAAUCAGGAUUGUUUUCUGUUUUUCAUCUUACCAAGCCUAGACUCAGAUUGGUAUUGAGCACUGUGGUCACUCUCAUCUUUUUUACUGGAUUGUUUUACCACAUAUACGGAGAUAUUUUCAUUAAUGAGGCAUACCUUUACCACAUUACUAGGAAGGAUAUCAGACACAACUUCUCAGUCUACUUCUACAUGCUCUACCUCACCGUAGAGUUCGAUGACAUAGGCCUAAAUAUUUUAACAUUUCUGCCACAAGUUAUUCUGCUUCUAGCUCUAGUCUACAGGAAAAUAUUUAUUCUAAUCAAGAGUACUAUGAUACGCACUAUACAGGGUGUCUCACGAAACUUGACAGCAGUAAGACGAAUUAAAAAUUCUCUUGGGAUUUCCAAAAUGUGGUCUGCCUCUGUUGUGCUUUCUAAAAACAUAUUUAAGGUUGUAACGGCUCAAUACUUCCUGUGGUACUUUUGCCUUCUCCCCCUCGUAGCUCCACAUCUCAAGCUGACCAACAAGGAAAUAUGUCUUGGCGCAAUCCUCUGGGGGUUUGCUCAGGGCUCAUGGCUCCUCCCUGCAUACCUCCUCGAGUUUAAAGGAAAUAACACAUUCUUCUUUAUCUGGAUUGAGAGUUUAGCAUUCUUCUGCGCAAAUGUUGGUAUCUUGGCCAAAUUGAUCAGGAAGCAUAGAGAGAGGAUGGAGAGGAUAGAGAAGGCCUGCAAUAUUCAGAAAAUUGAUUGAUCAUAACUAUUUAAGAGGGUAGAGUUAGUGUAAAUCCCUUAGUCUCAAGUUUAAAGUUAGACCCAAUUUGGUGAGUUUUAUCGAAGUUAUUUACUGUUUUAAAACUAGACUUUAAAAUUACAUAACCCUUUCUCAAUAGAACCAUAGUCUUGAGGCUUUUUUGAUUAAGAUUAUUCAAAUCUGAGCUGGGGCAUUUAUUUUCCGGCAUAUUUAAGUUAUAUGUUUGUUUAUGUGCUAGUGCUGUACCUUAACCAGUCAUAGAGAUUCUUAAAGAAUUAUACAAAUUAUAAAUGAUAAUUUCAAAAUAUUGAAUAAUGGGUUUUUAAAGUAAGUUUUAGUCACGGGUUUGUUUUUCUAUCUUAAAAAUGACACCUUUGAGAAUCUGCCAUGCCCAUGUAACAUUUUAAAUUGACGCCUUUGAGAAUCUGUAAUGCAAAUUGUAACUUUUUAAAUUGAUACCUUUGAGAGUCUGUAAUGCAAAUUGUAACUUUUUAAAUUGAAAUUACGUUAAAGGCUUCCUAAAAAUGAUCUCGUAUGGUUUGUAACAUUUGAACCUCUAGUCAAAAUCGUGCCAAAAAUUGCAUUUAAUUGUGAUUUUUUACAUCUUAUCGAUAUAUUUAUUUAUUAAUAUUAUUAUGUAUGAUUUUUAUUAUUUUUAACUCCCAGAAACCAAAUUUUAAAGUUAGCUAAAUAUAAAGCAGAAAUCUGUCAAAAGCUAAAAAAAUACAUCUUUUUCAAAAUAAAAAAAAAUAAUUAUUUGAUAAAACACAUCAAUAAAAACCCGCUGAUAAAAUCAUAUUUCGUCCUAACUCACUAAAAGUUUAUAAUAACGCUUCUACUCAAAAUAACAUUUAAGAAUUUAUUAGAACAUUAUUAUAUAACAACUUUUUAGAAUAGAAUAAUUCUAGGUUUCUAUUAAAUGUUUUAGCGCCAAUUUUAGGAUUUUUUGUUUUGUUUGUAUUAGUUCAGGUUACAAACAAACUAAAGUUCGUACUAGUUCAGGUUACAACCAAACGAAAGUUCGUACUAGUUCAGGUUACAACCAAACGAAAGUUCGUACUAGUUCAGGUUACAACCAAACGAAAGUUCGUAUACUAGUUCAGGUUACAACCAAACUAAAGUUCGUACUAGUUCAGGUUACAACCAAACGAAAGUUUGUACAAGUUCAGGUUACAACCAAACUAAAGUUUGUACUAGUUCAGGUUACAACCAAACUAAAGUUCGUACUAGUUCAGGUUACAACCAAACUAAAGUUCGUACUAGUUCAGGUUACAACCAAACUAAAGUUCUUACUAGUUCAGGUUACAACCAACUUAAAGUUCGUACUAGUUCAGGUUACAGCCAAACUAAAGUUAACACGUUAUCAAUUCACAACGGAAUAUUUUAAUCUGUUAAAAGCAGUGCUGAUUUUGAUCCAGAUCCUUGAGCGGCUCUGGAAAAAAAUGGAUCCGAAUCCAGGUCAUGAAAAAUCUUUCAGAUUUAAUGAUUUAUUGAACAAGAAGAAGUUUAGAAUUGAUUUCACUCUAUUCUUCGCUUAUUUUUAUGCUAAAACUUGAUGAAGUUGAGGAAGUUUUUGAUAAUAUCUUUUUUUUAAGUUCAAAAGUUUUUUUGGAUCCGGAUCCAGGAAGCCAAAAUGUUGCGGAUCCAUAGGAUCCGGAUCCUAAGCACUGCUUAAAAGCUAGUGUGGGAAGAGGGUCUAUGAUUCGACAGAUCUAUUUCUAUCGCUCAAAAUCUGUUAGAAUUUAAGUUCAAUUUUAUGUAAUCAGUAACAGGUUAAGAUAAGAAUAAAAAUGCUCAAAUGUGUGUUAUGUAAUAAGGUAUGUAUGUUGUAUAUUGUAUAGUUUAAAAAAUUACAAAUUUCAGA